Messenger RNA from Emiliania huxleyi CCMP1516, 1165 nucleotides. It is a transcript of the gene Rab8, whose product is annotated as Rab8, rab family GTPase. The record is from RefSeq and is a predicted model, not a curated record. Lineage: Eukaryota; Haptophyta; Isochrysidales; Noelaerhabdaceae. The coding region runs from base 106 to 741 and encodes 211 amino acids. Gene Ontology annotation, molecular function: GTP binding; GTPase activity. Gene Ontology annotation, biological process: regulation of exocytosis; protein secretion. The transcript has 8 exons.
GGACGCCGCUGGGAGAGAGCCGCCCGACUCCAGAAGCUAGCGCCGACGGCUGCGGGAGGCUCGAUCGGGUAGCGCGGUAUCGGGGCACAACGUGCUGCCCUCUGCAUGGCGCGACCAGCAGAUAAACAGUACGACGUGCUCAUCAAACUCCUUUUGAUUGGGGAUUCCGGCGUGGGGAAGAGCUCGAUUCUGGUGCGGUUUGCCGACGACUCCUUCUCGCAAUCCUUCAUCGCCACGAUUGGGAUCGACUUUAAGAUCCGGAGCGUGGAGCUGGACGGCAAGCGAGUCAAACUGCAGAUCUGGGACACGGCGGGGCAGGAGCGGUUCAAGACCAUCACGACCGCCUACUACCGCGGCGCCAUGGGCAUCCUCCUCGUCUACGACGUCACCAACGAGGACUCCUUCUCCAACAUCUCCUCGUGGAUGAGGGCCAUCGAGCAGCACGCCUCCGACUCGGUCAACAAAGUGCUCCUCGGCAACAAGGCGGACACGAGUGGUCCGCUCGUCAGCCAGCGCCGCGUCUCGGCCGAGAGGGGGCAGAGGCUCGCGGGAGAGUACGGGCUGCAGUUCUUUGAGGUUUCGGCAAAGAGCAACGUCAACAUCGAGCAGGCCUUCUUCACGAUCGCGCGCGACAUCCACGCGCGACUGCAGAACACCUCUGCCGCAGCAGCCGCGGGCGCUUCCGUCCGGUUGGGGGAGGGCAGCGCCAAACCCGGCGGCGCUAAGGCGGGCUGCUGUUGAGGCUGCUGUUGACAGCGACGCCUCGCCCGUUACUGGCUGGCGGCCGUGGCGGCUCGCCCAUUGCCCGUUGAGGCAGGGGGCGAGGCUCUCGAGGAAGCCUCCGUUCACCCACUUUUGAGUGUACACAGUCUCUGCGCAGGCGGACCGACCUUGGGUCAGCGUGCAGGUCUCGGUCAGAUGACAGACCAUCCGAUAAUGGCUCAAUUGUGUAGACAUCGCCGUAACCCCCAUAUGUGAAGUACGCAGAUUCCACAAUUAUUUCGGGGCGAUCUCAGGUGUAGACAACACACAGCAUCAACGACAUCAGCCAUGGCAUGGCCCGGGCGUUGCGCGAAAAUAGAGCAGUCAUCUCCAGGAGAGAUGGGGCACCGCGCGAACACAGAGGCACAGUACGCACCCCGUAAAUAAUAAAUAAAUAAACAAA